CGCGGCACAGCGGGCCCAAAAGUCGGUCGUUUGAGUGGCUAGGACCUGAGCUAUUGCGUCAUCUUUCACGGUAAAAUGCUGUCUCGCACAGUAUCUAUGAAAUGUGUCCGGGAGUUUUGUCAGGUUACAGGCACGGAUGAAGAAACUGCUCGCUCAUUUCUGUCAGCUUGUAAUGAUGAUUUGGAUUUAGCUGUGAGUCUAUAUAUGGAUGACCCUAGUAGAGUUCCAUCUCACAGUACUACAGAGGAAUAUCUUGCCCCCAUCCCUCGAAGAAAUGAGCAGCUACUGCCUGCAGUUGUGCCACUUCUGCCUACUCAUUUGCAAAACCCAGCUCCACUUCAAAAGCGUCGACGAGCAUUCGUGGCCGAUGAUUCCGAUGACAGUUCAGGCGAUGAUGUUAUCCUGACAAGUGAGCGUUCAUCGAAACCACGAUAUGAGCCUAAUUCAUCAUCAUCAAAUACAGAAGGCGUUAGCUCUGGUUCAUCUUCAGUCGCUCGUUCAUGUGGUCAUGUCAAUGGAGCAAAGGAUGAUACAACACAAAAGAAAAAGAGACACCUACAGCAACUUUAUCAACCUCCUGUUGAAUUAUUGUUCAGUGGAUCGUUAAAUGCUGCUGCAAUAGCUGCUCAAGAGAAACAUCAAUGGUUGCUUGUUAGUGUCCACGAUGAAGGGUGUUUUGAGUGUCAUUUGUUAAACCGUGAUGUUUGGAAGGAUCCAAAAGUCUAUCAGCUGGUCAAAUACCACUGUACAUUCCUCCAACUUUCAUAAACGUAGUAUUAAUUCCACCAAUGUGGCACAAGAAAUUCGUUACGGAAUUGAUAAGAACGCUGUUUGCCGAUUUGACAAUAUCAUUAAGUUAUUACCGCAUUUAUCAGUGAAUAAGUUAAACAUGCAGGAAUACCAGGAAGAAGUGAACUAUGAAGAAACGAAUGAGAAUUCAUCACACCUCAAUAGUUCCACCUCUUUAAAUUUAAGAGAAUAUUCUAUUCCAUAUGUUAAUUAUGAAGAUGCACCGGUUUUGUUGGAUUUCAUCAAUUUAUUUGGAAGGCUGUCCGGUUUCGAUCGAUUGAAAUCACGUCUUAUGGCUCUAGAGAAUAACGAUGAGAAACCGCAACAACAACAGCAAAACGUAGAGGAAGACAAAAAGGAGGAAGAGCAGCAGUCAACUGAUAGGACAGAGCAUUUAUCACUCAGUUUAAUAUAUGCUUAUCUCCAACCUUUUGCACUGUGUUGUUAUUUUCUGAAUGACUCAGUGAUUGAAGAAUAUUUUCAGCCGAUAGUUGUAAGUUUAACCUGUGUUGCAUCAUUGAAUAGCUUUUUAAUCAUCCAACACUUAGCUUUUUAAAGUAUAUAAGGGAGGAAUAUAAGAAUCAUAACACACCCAGUUCUCCACAUGAUUUGGCAAAUCAUUCACGACUUUUGACAUCCUUUCUGUGCUCGAAAAAAAAGAAUGCAAACACAUUUUACGCCCUUUUCCAAUUAUUUGUUUAAAGUUUUCGUUCAUGUUUGU
This is a messenger RNA of Trichobilharzia szidati, 1510 nucleotides long. Lineage: Eukaryota; Metazoa; Platyhelminthes; Trematoda; Strigeidida; Schistosomatidae. The record is from the annotation of a GenBank genome assembly.